UAGUCAUACAUUUCGUAUUCAUCCUUGGAAAGGUUUUUUUUAUAACACAGAGAGAGAAUAAGUUUAUUAAGAGGACAGUUCAUGCAUACUUCUACGCAAUUUGCUGUUAAAACUAUGAAAGCAUGGCGAAUCACAGAUAGACGCAUUUACAGGUAGAGACAUAAGAGAAGCCGUCGGUGUGCUUUUCAUCAAUACAUCCUGAAGCGGUAUAAGAGGGUCUGCACAUCACUCUUAGAUGGAUCAGAAGGACAACGGGACCAGGGGUAUUCAAACAGGAACCCAAACUCACAAUCCACGCAACUAGACCAACUUUUCUAAAAGGCACGGUGUGGAGCGCGUAAAACGCACGAAAAGGGGAAACAGCAAUUUGCGCGGACAACAGCUACUCUACAGUUGCAAUUAUAAUUUAUGUAAAAGCUGAAAGGGGAGUGAAGUGACUGGUGAAGUGUUUCUUGAAGAUCCCUCGACUUCUGCGAGCUGAUUUGAGCAAAGAGUUCUCCCAUGAGGCUGGAAGGUGCCAGAAUGGACUUAAUCAAAAAAAUAUGGACGGCUCGGAAACUCAUUCUCGUGGUCAUGAUUCCUUUAUCCCUGCUGCCUCUGCCUCUCAUCCACCCGUGCAGUGAAUCAUCAUGUGCUUAUGUCCUGAUUGUGACAGCGAUAUAUUGGGUAUCUGAAGCUGUGCCGCUGGGAGCCGCUGCACUGGUGCCAGCCUUCCUGUACCCGAUGUUCGGGGUCCUAAAAUCCAGUGAGGUGGCCUCUGAAUAUUUUAAGGACACCACCCUGUUGCUGAUGGGGGUCAUAUGUUUGGCCGCAUCCAUCGAGAAGUGGAACCUGCAUAAACGCAUCGCCCUCCGGAUGGUCAUGAUCGCUGGGGCCAAACCUGGCAUGCUGGUGUUAGGGUUCAUGUGCUGCACGGUUUUUCUCUCCAUGUGGCUGAGCAACACGUCCACCACGGCCAUGGUGAUGCCGAUCGCUGACGCUGUGCUACAGCAACUUAUCUGCACUGGAAUCGCCGAUUCCCUCGAUGACUCAGGGACCAUAGAUACACAGGACGAGGAGAGCGGCAAAGAGGAAAACCAAACAUCAAGCAAUAAUCACCUUCAGCUGCAUAACCGCAAAGACAAUGAAAAACAUGAAGUCUGUAUGCUGAGUGAGGAGUUGAAUGGUCUAACAUUAAAGCCUGGUUUCGGCCCAGAGUUUUCUAAAGAAUCAAAUGGAUAUCUGCCAGAGGCUCCAAUUAGCGUUCCUGUGCCAAAGAAACCCAAAAUCCGAAGGGAUUCGCUGUACCCCACCAAGAGAGACCACUUGAUCUGCAAGUGCCUGACACUGAGCAUCACGUAUGCGGCCACCAUCGGAGGUCUCAUCACCAUAACCGGCACGUCCACCAACCUCAUAUUUGCCGAACAAUUCAACAAUCGUUACCCUGAAGCAAAAGUCAUCAACUUUGGCACCUGGUUCAUCUUCAGUUUGCCGAUCGCUCUGAUCAUGCUGAUACUCACCUGGAUCUGGCUGCACUUUUUAUUUCUGGGAUGCAAUUUCAGAGAGACUUGCUCUCUCAGCAAGAAACGCAAAACCAGGCGAGAAAUCCUCUCUGAGAAACGCAUCCAUGAGGAGUACCAGAAACUCGGCCCCAUUAGCUAUCCUGAAGUCGUGACAGGCAUCUUUUUUGUUCUGAUGACCGUACUUUGGUUCACAAGGGAGCCGGGUUUUGUCCCUGGCUGGACGUCACUUUUUGAGAAGAAGGGCUACAGGACUGAUGCCACGGUGUCUGUGCUGCUCGGCUUCCUCCUCUUCCUCAUCCCCGCUCGAAAGCCUUGGCCAUCUGCAUUCUCCAGCGAGAGCAAAGGUGAUGAUGACGAGGAGGAGGAGGAGGACCCUCUGGCCCCUAUGAUCACGUGGAAAGACUUCCAGAGACUAAUGCCGUGGGAAAUUGUUAUUCUGGUUGGAGGAGGAUAUGCACUGGCUGCCGGAUGCAAGGUGUCUGGGCUCUCCAUGUGGAUCGGUCGGCAGCUGGAGCCAAUGAGUGGUCUUCCUCCCUGGGCCGUCACGCUGCUGGCGUGUCUACUCGUGUCCGCCGUCACUGAGUUCGCCAGCAACCCCGCCACGCUCACAGUGUUUCUGCCCAUCCUCUCCGCCUUGUCAGAGACGCUGCACAUCAACCCUCUACACACGCUCAUCCCUGCCACCAUGUGCGUGUCCUUCGGUGUCAUGCUGCCUGUUGGAAACCCGCCGAACGCCAUUGUGUUCAGUUAUGGACACGUGCAGAUCAGCGACAUGGUCAAGGCUGGGUUCGGAGUGAAUCUGAUUGGAGUUUUUGUGGUCAUGUUGGCCAUAAUGACAUGGGGAGAGCCUCUCUUCCACCUGAGCGAGUUCCCCAACUGGGCAGUGAUGCGUAACGUCACGGGCAGCUUGUAGCUGGAGGUGGACGGCAGAGGCGUGAGUGUUUGACAUGUAGGGACUGAGGACACUGGAUAUACACUGAAGGAGGCAUAUAAACGUGAUUAAGGCCUUAUUUUCCCCCCAUCCGUGGAGUAAGAGAAUAUCCGUGACACCUCCUUCGGAGGAUGCAGAACUGCUCACUGUGACUGAAUGAACGGCACAAACGGUGGAAACUAUUCUUACACUUCUAUAUCAAUGUUGCCUUAAAGUAUUAGGCGUAGAUUACAGCUGAACGCACAAGUUUACGUGCCUACAAAACACAAUCGGCAAUGCUUGUGUGUGCCCACUGAAUGUAACAUGUCUGUAUGCUUUUUUUUCUGAUGUCUAACAAAUGUUGUGAUACAUUUGCGUUAUUUACUUGAGAGGUUUGAGGGAGAUUCUGCACCAGCUGAAGUCGCUGCUGAAAUCAGACAUAGAAUCUAACAUGCUCUUACCAAAAUGUUACAUAGCUUAUGUGGUCAGGUUAUAGAAGAUUAUUUCAAAUCCUUUGUUAUUCUCAUAAUCUUAAGUUGAAUAAACCUUUGUGCUUUUUGAAGGUGGCCAUUAAAGGGAUAGUUCACCCAGAAAUGAAAAUCUGUUAUCAUUUACUCACCCUCAAGUUGUUCUAAACCUGUACGAGUUUCUUUGUUCUGUGGAAAUGAAAAGAUGAUAUUUUUGUAACCAAACAGUUUCUGGUCCCCAUUGACUUCUAUAAUGUAUUUUUUUAAAUAAGUCAAUGGUAUGGAAACUUGUUUCCACCACUUAAUAAAAAAUAAAAAAGGUAAUUGCGACUUUUUAUAUCACAAUUCUGACUUUUUUCUUGCAAUUUUGAGAUAUAAACUAUAACAAUGACGAGUUAUAAAGUCCAAUUCUGAGGGAAAAUACUUUUUUUCAGAAUUGCAACUUUAUAUCUCACAAUUCCGACUUUAUAUCUCGCAAUUUUGACUUUAUAACUCUCAAUUCUGACUUUAUAUCUCGCAAUUUUGACUUUAUAACUCUCAAUUCUGACUUUAUAUCUCGCAAUUUUGACUUUAUAACUCUCAAUUCUGACUUUAUAACCCGCAAUUCCGACUUUCUAACUCGCAAUUUUGACUUUAUAACCCGCAAUUCUGACUUUCUAACUCACAAUUCUGACUUUAUAACUCGCAACUGCGAUUUUAUAACUCACAAUUCUGACUUUAUAUCUCACAAUUCUGACUUUAUAACUCAAUUCCAACUUUAUAACCCGCAAUUCCGACUUUCUAACUCGCAAUUUUGACUUUAUAACCCGCAAUUCUGACUUUCUAACUCACAAUUCUGACUUUAUAACUCGCAACUGCGAUUUUAUAACUCACAAUUCUGACUUUAUAUCUCACAAUUCUGACUUUAUAACUCAAUUCCAACUUUAUAACUCGCAAUUCUGACUUUAUAACUCACAAUUGCGACUUUAUAUCACGCAAUUCUGACUUUGACUCGCAAUUGCGAGUUUAUAUCACGCAUUUCUGAGAAAAAAAGUCAGAACUGAGAGAUAAAAAGUCGCAAUUAUUCCUUUUUUAUUUUCAUUCAGUGGCGGAAACAAGCUUCCAUACAAUGGGGAUCAGCAGCUGUCUGGUUACCCACAUUCUUCAAAAUAUCUUCUUUUGUGUUCAACAGAACAAAGAAACUUAUACAGGUUUAGAACAACUUGAGGGUGAGUAAAUGAUGAAAGAACUUAGAUUUUUAGGUGAACUAUCCCUUUAAUCGUUGUACAUACAUGAAACAAACAUUUUGUUAUUGUCGGCCACCCAUUGUUGGCUUAGUCACGAGCGAAUCAUUGUAAUAUUUUCUGUGAUCGAUUUAUUUCACAUGACAUCUCUGAAACAUAAUAAAACACUGUAUUUUUGGUUCAUUUA
This is a messenger RNA of Ctenopharyngodon idella (grass carp), 4289 nucleotides long. RefSeq names its product solute carrier family 13 member 4 (gene slc13a4). Gene Ontology annotation, cellular component: membrane. Gene Ontology annotation, molecular function: transmembrane transporter activity. NCBI's taxonomy places the organism in Eukaryota, Metazoa, Chordata, Actinopteri, Cypriniformes, Xenocyprididae. Gene Ontology annotation, biological process: monoatomic anion transmembrane transport. Bases 502 to 2415 code for a protein of 637 amino acids. The transcript is spliced from 16 exons. The record is from RefSeq and is a predicted model, not a curated record.